Molecule: messenger RNA, 6351 nt
Organism: Chroicocephalus ridibundus (black-headed gull)
Lineage: Eukaryota; Metazoa; Chordata; Aves; Charadriiformes; Laridae
Gene: SENP6
Product: SUMO specific peptidase 6
Exons: 24
Coding region: 508-3954 (1148 amino acids)
Biological process (GO): proteolysis; regulation of kinetochore assembly; protein desumoylation
Cellular component (GO): nucleus; cytoplasm
Molecular function (GO): SUMO-specific endopeptidase activity
Source: RefSeq, a predicted model, not a curated record
GGGCCGGGGAAGCCGGCGGCCCCCGCUGCGGCCGGCGGGGCGGGCCAGCCGGGGGUCUCGGCAGGGAAGCGCUGGUGAGGCCCCGCCGCGCCGUUCAUGGAGGAGAGGGGCGGCAGCGCGGCGCGCACCGUUUCCUCAUCCUCCCCGUGUGCUCGGAGGCGCCUCCGGCGGAGUACCGGCCAGGCCCCUCUCCCCCGCCGGGCGCCAUCGGCGGCUGCUGGGCCAGGCCCGGCUGGCAACCGCUCGGGGGGCUGCUGGUGGCGGACGGGGUGAGGGAGGAGCGGGCGCGCUGCCGCCGCUUCCUCCUGCACGGGGGCCGGAAGGCAGCGCGGCCCGCCGUGAGCUGCGAGCGGGAGAGGGCCGGGCCUCGGCGGCGCCGCCGCCGCUGCGGGUCACUCAGCCUUCCGCAGUGGGGGUGGGCGGCGGAGCGCGCAGGCCGGGGGAAGGGCCAGGCCCCGCCGCCUGUCUGGGCGAUGGAGUGAGGGAGCGAGGCUCGGCAGCAGGAAGAUGGCCGGUGGCGGCGGCGGCGGCGGCUGCAGAGACAGCUUGUUUCUGGAAGCUUUGGAUAGAUCACAGUCCAAGAGAGAUGGAGGUUUUAAAAAUAAUUGGAGCUUUGAUCAUGCAGAAGAAAGUGAAGGAGAUGCAGAGAAAGAUGAGGCAAAUCUGCUCAGUGUAGAUGACAGUGAUGGGCCAUUCAGUCCCAAUGAAGAAAGAAAGUCACUUCGUUGUCGGCCUGGAGCUGUCGGCACCAGUGGUGAUUUCAUAAAAACAUAUGCAAGGCGAGGCAAAGCUGGAAGCUUGAGACUUUUUAAAGGGAACUCAAUUGGCCUCAACAUGAUGGGAAAUAGCAAGAAACUGAGUGAAAAUGCUCAGAAUAUGUCUUGUCCUGUAACUGUGGUACAUGGUAGACGUUUUCACCAUGCACAUGCACAGACAGCAGUAGUAAAAACAGCAGCCCAAAGCAAUCUGGACCGAAAGGAAAGAAAAGAAUAUCCCCCUCAACUUCAGAAAGUAGAAGCAGACCACAUUAGGUUACCACGGUCUCAAGGUGUGGAUAGUAUAAUGGAAAACACAGAAGAGUCAGAAUCAGAAUCAGAAUCGGAAAUUAAGAGAAAAGUGCAACAGAAACGUUACUGCAAUUCAUAUCAAUCUGACUUGACUCUAUCUUCUGCUACAAAAAAAUGCUUAAGCCAGUUAAAGCUUUUGGAACAAAUUGAUUAUUCUACUGAUUGUCCAAAUUGUGGGCAGGCAAACGAUAAUCAGACCAAAUGCCGACAUUGUGAAAGUGCUUCUCUAAAGGAUUUGCAAAGAGUCUCCAGACAAACUGUGGCAUUAAGUGAAUCUGUGGGGCCUUUAUCACGUUCUUCAAUACAUCAGAAUUCAACAGGACAAAAAUCUUCGGGUACAGGGUUCAACACAAAGAAGUUUUAUAGUUCUGCUGUUGGGAAAGGUCCAACGGAUAUUCUACUGAGUAAUGAAGUUGUAGGACAUUCUAUGUUACGACAGAAUGGAAAAGUUGGUCUUAUAACUGGGACAAAAAGUCCUAAAAUUACAGGAAGCUUAAGACAGAGGAGUACAAGACCAUCAGAACUAAAUGAUCCAAUUGUUUUGUCUAGUGAUGAUGAUGAUGAGGAGGAUAGUGGCAGCACUAGGAGAAUGGAAAGCAUUUCACCUCGUCCUGCAGAUUCAGCCCGCUCCUCCCCAGCUCCUUCUACAGGAAAGGUGGAAGCAGCAUUAAAGGAAAACAGUUGUGGAAUAGAACAGAGAAUAGGUAGUAUAACAACAGAUACAGAAAUUGCAGUCACACUACCAAGAAAAGCAAGAAUGAAAGAUCAGUUUGGGAACAUUGUGUCUAACACUCCAAUAAAACGUCGUAAAGUUAUUUCUCAAGAGAUUGUAACUGAGGCUGUACCUCUAAAUUAUCAAAAUUCCUGUGAAAGUGUCAUUCUGAACUGUCGAAGUAUACGAAUAGGAACACUACGAAGAAUGGUAGUGGAACCUGUCAUUUUUUGCCUGGAUUAUAUCAAAAUACGCCUAGAAAGUCAAGAAGAAUCAGAAAGUGAUAUCCGAGAGAUUAACCUGAAAACUUCAGAACUUACCAAAUGUGAAUGGUGUAGUGUCCGAAAAUUACCAGUAGUUUUCCUACAAACAGUACCAUCAACCUGUAGUAGCCUGAGAGACCAACUGAAAAUGAGUAAAGAUAAUGUCUGGUACGAAUGUAAAGGAGACAGUCAAGAAGAACAGUACAUCAUUUUGAUUUUUGAAACUGGUCUUGAUACUCAUGCAAACUCAAUAUUUGAAAAAAUAAUUACUGACAUUGGUAUUAGAAAUAAUAUUUCUGACUUCUUUGUGAAAAUUUCCUUUGAAGAAGCCAAUGGCAGGCUUGUUGCAUUUACUAAGUGCUUGGAAGACAAUUCCAAAGGAAGCCCAUCUCACAGAGAAAACAAAAUAAAAAAUGUUGCUUCUGAGUCCAAAUUGCAGCAGCGAAAUAAACAAUUACCGUAUUUUGAUGAUGAUGAAGAAAUUGGAGAACCACAUACAGUAUUUAUUGGUCCUAUAGAAAAGUUGAUAGUUUAUCCACCUCCUCCAGCUAAAGGUGGUAUUUCUGUGACCAACGAAGACCUCCAUUGUCUAAAUGAAGGAGAAUUUUUAAAUGAUGUUAUUAUUGAUUUUUAUUUAAAGUAUUUGGUACUUGAAAAACUGAAAAAAGAAGAUGCUGAUAGAAUACAUGUAUUCAGUUCAUUCUUCUAUAAACGCCUUAAUCAAAGAGAAAGAAGAAGUAUUCAUGAAACUUCAAACCUUUCAAUACAACAAAAACGACAUGGGCGAGUGAAAACAUGGACACGGCAUGUUGACAUUUUUGAGAAAGAUUUCAUUUUUGUUCCCCUUAAUGAAGCUGCCCACUGGUUUUUGGCUGUCAUCUGCUUUCCUGGUUUAGAAAAACCCAAAUAUGAACCAAAUCCCCACUAUCAUGAAAGUGCUACAACACAGAUAAAAUCUUCCUCUUCAGAUGGAGAGACCAACACACCAUCUCCUUUGCCAAAUGAAUUAGAUGCACAAAACUCACCUUCCAAGUCCACAGCAAAGAAGACGUUGACCAAAAAAUAUAAUACAGCUUUAAUUGACCCAAACACUGAAACAGAGGACAGUGAGUCUUCAUGUUGUAGAAGAAGUCCUUGUAGGGGAAAAAUUGCUUUUAAAAAGCUAAAUCAAAUAGACAGUGACGUGGAAGAGCCUAACACUGUGGAAUCAGCUUGCCAUAAACUAGACCAUAGGACUCCGGACAAAAAUGGUAUACAGGGUGAAUUCACAACUGCUAGCCAAUCUAUGGAUGGAUUGCACAAAAUCAGGCUAAACUACAGUGAAGACUCAGCUGAUGGCAGUAAACUAAAUGAAGAUGAGCUUAUAGAUUUUUCUGAAGACCAAGAUAACCAGGAAGACAGUAGUGAUGAUGGUGGCCUUGUGGAUGAUAACUGUAAUUCAGAAAUGGGACAAUGGCACCUGAAGCCUACUAUCUGCAAACAGCCCUGCAUUUUGCUUAUGGACUCACUGAGGGGCCCUUCCCGGUCAAAUGUUGUGAAAACACUAAGGGAAUAUUUAGAGGUGGAAUGGGAAGUCAGGAAAGGCAACAAAAGAAGCUUUUCCAAAGACGUCAUGAAAGGUUCCAACCCAAAAGUGCCACAACAGAACAACUUCAGUGAUUGUGGAGUGUACAUACUGCAGUAUGUGGAGAGCUUUUUUGAGAAUCCCAUUCUGAGUUUUGAGCUACCAAUGAACUUAACAGACUGGUUUCCACGCCCAAGAAUGAAAACCAAAAGAGAAGAAAUACGAAAAAUAAUCCUGAAGCUGCAGGAACAGCAGAACAAGGAAAAGAAGGGACAAAAGGACCUGAGUUCAAUGGAAAGAUCUUUGCAGGAAAAAACAGAACAACUUAUCAACAGCAGCUCAGACUGAAUGUUGUAUCUGUUGCAUGUUAGCUCCACAAUCAAAACUGAAAUAUACAUUUUUUUGUCUGCCCAGACUAAAGAUUUGGCGUAUUCUCUGCUCAAAGUUACUUGGGAAUGUUUAAUGCCUGUAUAAAUGUGUGUCAUAAAAUGAUUUAAUUCCCACAAAGAUGUGUAUUAAGUAAGCAAGUCUGUACAUAUGUUAAUGAGGCCAACUUUUUCAGCAUUUGUAAUUACUUUUUUUCCACUUGUUAGGGAGCUUUUGUUAUGUAUUUCUGUUAAUAGAACUUAAAUAGCAACUUCUAAACAUAAAGCAAAUAAAGAAAAUAUUUAUAGGAUAAAAUGGUUAACUUUUUCUUUUUCAGUAAAGUUGUAAUGUUACAGGCUUAAGUAACACAUAGGGAACGAUUUGGUAGUGAGAUAACUAAUUCCUAUUUUGACCCUAUUUAGUUGCCCUUUACAAGAUUAUUCUGCUUGCGCUACAAGCAAUAAUAUGGGUGUCUCGAUGUACCAUGGCCUCAGAGAGGGUGAUUCCCAUCCUCCCAGUAUCUAAGUGUAGGCAGUGUAAUAGUUAAUAGGACUGCUUCAGAUUUGGGGUUUUAAAAGAUACGCAUUGCAAUUAAAAUUCCACACUUGCUUUAGUGGGACGGGCUAGGAAACGGGGGAGAAUGCUCUUUGACCAGAGAUUACUAUUCAAACAGUAUUAUAAAAGUGGUUUCAAUGAAGUGAUCUUGAGUGAUACUAUUAAAUCAUAUUUUGUGGAUCCCAAUUGUUGUACAGGUGUAUUUUGAGACUUUCUUCAUUAUAAAAUUGUAUUUUGGUAAGUGUACUUGGAAUAGCAGAUUGCCCACAUUACAUUUUCUAUGUUACAACUCUGAAUGUUACAUUCAUAUGUGCUUUAUCUAAGUAAUGAACAUUUAAAAAGAAAAAAAGUGUAUGAUUACUAUUUUUUGUAAUAUCCACGCAAAAAACCAAAAUACCAGUGUUCAUUGCUUGCUUGUUUGUUCUUGGCUUUAGGUAGCAUCAGACUAAUGUUGGGAUUUGUUUGGAUAUUUCCAGUGUAUUUUGAUUUUACAACAAUCUAAAAUGCCAUCGUUGCUUAAACUGCAAACGUAGCCUUUUAUCCUUGUUACAGAAAGGCUGUGGUAUUCACAUGAGGAAAGUAAGAGAUGGUUCGUGCAAGGAUAUAUGUAUCUCCAGUCUUCUACUGACAUAGAUGUCUUUGAAGGGAACCAGAAACUCCUCCCAGGAAGGAAUCUGUCAGGGGAGAGAGGGACCUUCUAUCCCUCCUUGCAGAUAGUAUUUUCUCUCCUGAUUUUUCUGCUGGGAAUGUCAUUUGUCAUUCCCUUCUCCCAAAGAGAAGCAGCAGAGAAUUCAUUAGCUGAACUCUCCGUCCCCCAAGAUCAAUUUUUAUACGCAAGAUCAAUUUUUAUACGCAAGAUCAAGUCUAACCCAGUACUUCAGGUUCUCCAUGAGUUUUCAUUCUCACUAAACCUUGAAAACACGGCUGCUAAUGACGUUACUGCCGGGGCGUUUCUGCAGAGACGACUGUCUCUGUGAAACCCUCUGUGUAAAAGGGGUUUCGCUCACCAAGGCAGAGCGAGUGCACGUAGAGCAAUACAACCGUGGGCUGCUAAUCUUUUGCACAGAUAACCCGUGGGAUUUAGGGGACUUGGUCAUUCCCUCUUCUCGCGUAGAAGAAGUGGGCCCCACGGAGAAUACGUGAGCACCACGUAUAUACAUCAUGUUAGAGAUGACUCCUGCAUAGGUUUCGUGUUGAAAGUACGUGGGGGGAAAUCUUCUGGACUACAAGUUAAAUAUGUAAUGUGCACACCUCCGAGUUGUUUCCUCCAUCGAAUUUAUCCAGUAUUCUUGCCAUUGUUGGGGAAAAUCUGUGAUAAAAUAGUUUCAGGCUGUUUCCUUGCAAGGUCUUGUGUAUCUGGCUUCAGUGCAACUGACAUACAGGAAUAGUAAAAUAUACAAAUGCAGGUAAAUCAGUGAUGGCUUGUAGAGAGGGAAGGAAAAGAAUUUCUUGGAAAUACAGAGAAGAGACAAUUGCAAAUAGAAUGUAUUUCUUCCUGGUUUUGUCUUUCCCAAUGGUAUGUUCUAAUUAUAUGGAAUAUAUCCAAAUUUGAUCAAUAUAAUAGUUAGUUUUCCUUUUUCUAACAUUUGUGAUGCAGGUUCAUAAUUUGAUGCUGUAGAACUAUUUGGUUCUCUUGCUAGAAUGGCCUGGUGCUUCCUCCUUCUCCCUCCUCUUUCCUGUCCUCCCCUUCUUCCUCCCUCCCCUUUUCAAAGCUGUGAAGAAAGUGUUUGAUUUAUUAUCAUUUAAUGUUAAAGGUCUUGAGAUCUUCAGUCAUAUACAGCAAGCUAAUAUACAUGUUAAAUAUAGGAAACUUAUUUUUUUAAU